This is a messenger RNA of Verruconis gallopava, 1940 nucleotides long. RefSeq lists its product as uncharacterized. Gene Ontology annotation, molecular function: oxidoreductase activity. The record is from RefSeq and is a predicted model, not a curated record. Bases 457 to 1857 code for a protein of 466 amino acids. The transcript has 2 exons. Lineage: Eukaryota; Fungi; Ascomycota; Dothideomycetes; Venturiales; Sympoventuriaceae.
CGUGAUUCGCCCUUUUCACGGCUUCGCUUAGUGGCCACUGCUCAGCGCCUGCUUGAGGUACCAGAGCUACAAAUUUUGACGCUCCGAGGCUGGCUGUCGUCAGCUUCAGCACUCGCCGACGUAGAUGUCUACAUGUCACCCAAAGAUCAACAACAUGGAUCAACUGGCCGAAAGGUUGUGAUCCGGUUGGGACUCGGUAAUAGCCAGCCGCCUGUCAGAAGCCCCUAUUCUCCCGAUCCUGAUUCCUUCGUGCUGCUGCUGAGCCACAAUUGAGAUUUUGUUUUGUGUUGCGGGCUAGCCGAGUAAUGGGUUUCGGCCGACGUUGAUUCUGCUGCGCCAGUCCUUGCAUACGCCACUUUGUAGCCAAAGUGUCGGAAGCUGCCCUGAGAAACUGGAAGAGCCCUUCGCCAUCAUAGCAGAGCUUCUCGUUGGAACUUGAGAAGCAAAUACGCAAAGAUGCCUUCAGAGCGCAAGGCAAAGCAGAGGAUAGCCGUCGUUGGCUCCGGAAUGGCAGGUUUGGUCACUGCUUACUUGCUUCAUCAAGACCCGAAGGAGCGAUACGAGGUAACCGUCUUUGAAAGCGGAGCAAGCUUUUCGUUGGACUCUGCGUCGGUCUCUGUGCUAAAUGAGGCGCGAGAGAUGGUUGAUCGCAUCGACGUGCCCAUGCGUGCUUUUGCAGAAGGCUAUUAUAAAAACCUGAUUCGCAUGUAUAGGUACAUUGGAGUGCGCUUUAAAGCUCAGCGUUUCAUCUAUGCUUUUGAGAAUCACGCAGCUACGGAGAGCGAGAAGGAUAGCGCUCGAAAAUGCUAUUUCAUCCACUCUUCGAACAACCACGUGUUACCUCCUAUCCGACCAGAGGGCAUGUCAUUGUUCUCUUGGUUGGUAGAAGUUGUCUACGUUGCUGUCUGCUACCUUUGGUGGUCGUUUUGUUGUCACAUGGUGCCCCCUCAACCUGCUACCCGCGGCCACGAAUGCGAAUCUCUCGAGGAAUAUACCCGGCGAAUUUGCCUCCCGAGCUACUUUUUGAAUUCAUAUUUACUUCCGCUCAUGUCAAGUGUUGCAACAUGCUCUCAUGCAGCCCUUCUUCAAGCACCAGCAAGGGAUCUGACAGAAUACAAGAGGCAAACAGCAGGCGGCAAUCACUACACGGUGUCCGGGGUACACGAAGUUCAAAGCAAGCUAGAAAUUGGGUUCAGUGUUCGCUUCUCUGCGACAGUCAGCAAAGUAGAGGUUGCUGGGCCUGAGAGGGUCAAAGUCACAUGGAAAGACGUCGAUGGUGGCGUUCACAGCGAGAUUUUUGCUCAUGCCGUCCUAGCUGUAGCUCCAGAGGUCGUCGCAAAACUGUUCCAACCGCUUGAAAAAUGGAUGAAGCAAAUUCCUACGACGACUGUCAGGAGCCUUGUACGGGGAGAUGGCAUAACUCUGUCUGAUAUCAAGAAACCAGAAAAGAAUUAUAUGCCGAAUGGCUCAAGGACGGUACAAACCAUCCAUUUUCGGACUUCCACCAAAACGGGCGAAACAGAGUCUACCCACGUUCACCCUUCCGGGGCAAUGGUGACGACCUGUCCGUUCAUCAACACUCUAUCGACACGAGACGUCCUCAGCUCUGGGCAAUUCCAGCGAGCUCUUCGAACUCCCCGCAGCAGACGCAUCAUUAACACAAUAUUCAAUGGGCCGCGUGAGCCCCAAAAUCCGGACGAGAAACCGGUUCCAUGGAGAAACGGGGAUGAUAAUGUCUGGCUGGUUGGUGGAUGGUGCUGGGAUGGUAUGGUUCUUUUGGAAGGAUGUGUAGUUUCAGCGAUGCGAGUUGCAUCGGCACUUGAUGUGGCUGUACCUUGGAGCGAUAGGAAGCCAUGAGCUAAUCAACAACAGCAUUCAUUUCUUUCGUCAUGUAUGGUUGGCCAAAUCAGAGUCUCUUUAACCGUUAGCGUGACCAUGUC